Messenger RNA from Mus caroli (Ryukyu mouse), 3966 nucleotides. RefSeq names its product SLIT and NTRK like family member 3 (gene Slitrk3). The record is from RefSeq and is a predicted model, not a curated record. Gene Ontology annotation, biological process: positive regulation of synapse assembly; axonogenesis. NCBI's taxonomy places the organism in Eukaryota, Metazoa, Chordata, Mammalia, Rodentia, Muridae. Gene Ontology annotation, cellular component: postsynaptic density membrane; GABA-ergic synapse. Gene Ontology annotation, molecular function: protein binding.
AUCUAGUCGCCCCCUUCCUGCCUCCUUUCUGUCUCUCCCCACCCUGUCUUCUCUCAUCUCCAUGCCACCCACCCCCACUCCCACCCAUCCAAAGGGCAAAGAGCAAAGACACUCGGGAAAGCCAAGGGCUAGCUCUAUCUCCUCGAGUAGACCGAGGCCGCAGGCAGGGAUUGCGCUGUGAGAGAGACAAGCUUUCAGCGAGAUACAGAUAAAGAGAAAUGCAGAAAGGGACCCGGGCUCUCGGGAAUCGGGGAGCUUGCCACUGAAGGAAGAGCACCAAGAUCUUUGAUCAGGCCAUCCAGGUCCUGGGACACUUGCACAGCCUGCCUGCCAUCCGGGGCAAGCACAGAGAGCAGUGGUCCUGAGCCCACGGUCUCCAGCUUCACCGCGCUAGGUGCGCGCUCGGCUCUCCAAUCGCUAUGCAGCGACCAUUUCCCUCUAAGUCUAAAGGUGGACCACUCUGAAAGGAUUACAGGCGUGAUUUGGUAGCCUUUCUAAAAGUUGGUGGCUGGAAGAGGGGAAGAUACUGGGCGACAGAAUGACGGAUACAAUGCAGCCUCGCGGAGAGUUUGCCCCUCCCGCUGAGAAGCCCCUUGGAGCGAACCUCGGAGAUCCUGAGCGCUCUGCACCAUAGGCUUGUAAUCAACCAGGAAUGAUGAGGCCAACCAUAGCUGAAAUGCUUCACAGAGGGAGAAUGCUGUGGAUAAUUCUUCUAAGCACAGUUGCUCUAGGAUGGACUACGCCAAUUCCCCUGAUUGAGGACUCAGAAGAAAUAGAUGAGCCCUGCUUUGAUCCAUGCUACUGCGAGGUUAAGGAAAGCCUCUUUCACAUACAUUGUGACAGCAAGGGAUUUACAAACAUUAGUCAGAUUACUGAGUUCUGGUCAAGACCUUUUAAACUGUAUCUUCAGAGGAAUUCGAUGAGAAGACUAUACACAAACAGUUUUCUUCACUUGAAUAAUGCUGUGUCCAUUAACCUUGGGAACAAUGCAUUGCAGGACAUUCAAACUGGAGCAUUUAAUGGCCUUAAGAUUUUAAAGAGACUGUAUCUCCAUGAGAACAAACUAGAUGUCUUCAGAAAUGACACCUUCCUUGGCUUAGAAAGUCUGGAAUAUCUGCAGGCAGAUUACAAUGUCAUUAAACGUAUAGAGAGUGGGGCAUUUCGGAACCUAAGUAAAUUGAGGGUUCUAAUCUUAAAUGAUAAUCUCAUCCCCGUGCUUCCAACCAAUUUAUUUAAAGCUGUCUCCUUAACGCAUCUGGACCUUCGUGGGAACAGGUUAAAGGUUCUCUUCUACCGUGGGAUGCUGGAUCACAUUGGCAGAAGCCUGAUGGAGCUCCAGCUAGAAGAGAAUCCUUGGAACUGUACCUGUGAGAUAGUACAGCUGAAGAGUUGGCUGGAGCGAAUACCUUACACAGCCCUGGUGGGAGACAUCACCUGUGAGACACCUUUCCAUUUCCAUGGGAAGGAUCUCCGUGAAAUCAAGAAGACUGAACUCUGUCCACUGUUGUCUGACUCUGAGGUGGAGGCCAGUCUGGGGAUUCCCCACUUAUCAUCAAGCAAGGAGAAUGCCUGGCCAACUAAACCUUCCUCUAUGUUGUCUUCUGUCCAUUUUACUGCUUCAUCUGUUGAAUAUAAGUCCUCUAAUAAGCAACCAAAACCCACCAAACAGCCCAGAACACCGAGACCACCUUCGACAUCCCAGGCUUUAUAUCCUGGUCCAAAUCAACCUCCUAUUGCUCCCUAUCAGACUAGACCACCCAUUCCCAUUAUAUGUCCUACUGGGUGUACAUGCAAUUUGCAUAUCAAUGACCUUGGCUUGACUGUCAACUGCAAAGAACGAGGGUUUAACAACAUCUCUGAACUCCUUCCAAGGCCCUUGAAUGCCAAGAAGCUGUACCUCAGCAGCAAUCUUAUUCAGAAGAUAUACCGCUCUGAUUUUUGGAAUUUUUCUUCUUUGGAUCUCUUGCACCUAGGGAACAAUCGCAUUUCCUACGUCCAGGAUGGGGCUUUCAUCAACCUGCCCAACCUGAAGAGUCUCUUUCUCAAUGGCAACGAUAUAGAAAAGCUGACUCCAGGUAUGUUCCGAGGUCUGCAGAGCUUGCAUUACCUGUACUUCGAAUUCAACGUCAUCCGGGAAAUCCAACCUGCAGCCUUCAGCCUCAUGCCCAACUUGAAGCUGCUAUUUCUCAACAAUAACUUGCUGAGGACUCUGCCAACGGAUGCCUUUGCAGGCACAUCCCUGGCUCGGCUCAACCUGAGGAAGAACUACUUUCUCUAUCUGCCAGUGGCUGGUGUCCUUGAACACCUGAAUGCCAUUGUGCAGAUAGAUCUCAACGAGAAUCCUUGGGACUGCACUUGUGACUUAGUCCCCUUUAAGCAGUGGAUCGAAACCAUCAGCUCAGUCAGCGUGGUAGGUGAUGUACUCUGUAGGACCCCCGAGAACCUCACCCACCGUGAUGUUCGCACUAUUGAGCUGGAAGUUUUAUGCCCAGAGAUGCUGCAUAUUGCCCAACCUGGACCAUCUCCACCCCAGCCUGGAGAUUACCACCCUAACGGGGGACCAACAAGUGCAUCACCUUAUGAGUUCUCUCCUCCAGGGGGCCCUGUGCCACUUUCUGUGUUGAUUCUCAGCCUCUUGGUUCUGUUCUUCUCAGCUGUCUUUGUUGCUGCAGGCCUCUUUGCCUAUGUGCUCCGUCGGCGUAGGAAGAAGCUGCCCUUUAGAAGCAAGAGGCAAGAAGGUGUGGACCUUACAGGAAUCCAGAUGCAAUGCCACCGUCUGUUUGAGGACAGUGGAGGCAACAGUGGUGGGAGUGGAGGUGGAGGGCGACCAACUCUGUCUUCGCCAGAGAAAGCCCCUCCCGUGGGUCACGUGUACGAGUAUAUACCCCACCCAGUAACUCAGAUGUGUAACAAUCCCAUCUAUAAGCCUCGAGAGGAGGAAGAAGUGGCUGCCUCAGCAGCCCAGGACACAGGAGCUACAGACCGUGGAGGUCCUGGGACACAACCAACAGGAAUGGCUGAGGUGCUCUUAGGAAGUGAGCAGUUUGCAGAAACACCCAAGGAGAACCACAGUAACUACCGGACCUUGCUGGAAAAAGAGAAGGAGUGGGCUCUGGCUGUUUCCAAUUCUCAACUUAACACCAUAGUGACGGUGAACCAUCACCACCCUCACCCUCACCAAUCGGCAGUUGGUGGGGUUUCAGGGGUAGGUGGAGGGACUGGGGGAGACUUGGCUGGGUUCCGCCACCACGAGAAGAAUGGUGGGGUGGUGCUGUUUCCCCCUGGGGGAGGUUGUGGUGGUGGCAGUCUGCUACUAGACCGUGAGAGGCCACAGCCUGCUCCGUGCACAGUGGGAUUUGUGGACUGUCUCUAUGGCACAGUGCCCAAAUUAAAGGAACUCCAUGUCCACCCCCCUGGCAUGCAAUAUCCAGACUUACAGCAGGAUGCCAGGCUCAAAGAAACCCUUCUCUUCUCAGCUGGAAAGGGCUUCACAGACCACCAAACCCCCAAAAGUGAUUACCUCGACUUAAGGGCCAAACUUCAAACUAAGCCGGAUUACCUCGAAGUUCUGGAGAAAACAGCAUACAGGUUCUAACCGAAAGAAGAAUAUAAAUUAGUGGCUUUGUUUUGAUUUCCAAAAGAAAAAGGAAAAUAAAAAGAAAUAUAUCCCCGGCUCCCAUUAUACUUGUCCCAAUAACUACAUCCUUACAGUUUCCCCUGCCUAGGACAGAACUGAAACGCAUGAUAACUAGAGAAUACAAAAGUGUGCUCCCCCCUCUCAGAUGUGAUUUUGAGGAAGGGCCAUACUCAGAUCAUUAAUCAAUGAAGUGCCUUCGCAGACUUUUGCCAGCAAAUGUUAUCAUUAUUUUUUAUACUGAAACUCGAGACUUUGACUGUGCCAUGUGUGAGGUAUACCGGGGAUCGGUGUAUUGAUCCUAAAUGAGUAAACUUCAAUGUGUCUUUUUA